AUGGAUAAACGAAAGAGAUAUGCGGUUGAUAAAAUUAUUGGCAUUGGAAAAAGUCAAUUCGGGGAUACAUGGUAUUUAGUAAAGUGGGAGAAUUACAAAAAAACAACCUGGGUAUAUGAUGGUGAUUGCGAUGGCUGUCCCAAUCGCAUCAGAGAGUUUUUGGAAGGGUUUAAAGGGGAACCCGUGCCACUUAGGGUAACCAAACCAUUUUCCGUGGAGCAGAGACAGAGAGUGGAGGAAAGGAGGAGACGUGAAAUGGGACUGGGAAAACAGGGACUGGAAGAAGAUACCCCUGAAUUUGGUCGUGCUUCAUCACAUGUGCACGACAGACCGAAUGGCGAGUUUGAAAUAUUUCCAAAAACUGAACUAACCAGACUUGUUUUACAUCAGUUAGGCGUGGCCCUCGGCUUUUUUCUGCCCCCUAUUUUGGUAAAGGACCACGAAAAUAUCGACGAUAUUGGAGCCGAUUUGAAACUCAUGUUCUACAUUGUGGCGGGCGUCUGCACGGCCUUAUUCAUUGUAGUAGUGAUCGGCUUUCAAGCUAAACCGCCUCUUCCUCCGAAUGCGGCACGCAUUGCACCUCAAUCGUCACAGCCGGUGACCUACUACCAGUCAGUCAAAACGAUUGUCACUAACAAGAAUUACAUUUUGCUUUUGAUUACGUACGGAAUCAAUGCGGUUGUUUUUUACGCUAUGUCAACCCUGCUCAACCAAACUGUGCUUCGACAUUUUCCGGGUGAAGAAGAAAAUGCGGGUCGAAUUGGCUUGACGAUCGUCGUUUGCGGCAUGUUCGGCUCGGUAGUGUGUGGUAUUAUUCUUGACAAAACGCACAAAUUCAGGGAAACAACUCUUGUGGUGUAUGGAUUAGCAGUGGCCGGAAUGGUCGCCUACACCUUUAAGUUCGAACUUCAAUAUAUCGUCAUUACGUUCGUCACGGCCGGAGCUGUAGGGUUCUUUAUGACUGGAUAUCUGCCAUUUACCUGGACGGAAACGAGUAGCCAACAAUGA
This is a messenger RNA of Daphnia pulex (common water flea), 1008 nucleotides long. RefSeq names its product feline leukemia virus subgroup C receptor-related protein 2-like. Gene Ontology annotation, biological process: heme export; transmembrane transport. Gene Ontology annotation, molecular function: heme transmembrane transporter activity; heme binding. NCBI's taxonomy places the organism in Eukaryota, Metazoa, Arthropoda, Branchiopoda, Diplostraca, Daphniidae. Gene Ontology annotation, cellular component: membrane. The record is from RefSeq and is a predicted model, not a curated record. The coding region runs from base 1 to 1008 and encodes 335 amino acids. The transcript has 8 exons.